AUGAGGUUUUCCGCUCUUUUCCUCCUGGCCACUGUGGCCAUUGCUUCUCCUACCAAGCUCCGCCAGAGACGCAACGAGCUGGCUCGUCGUCAGGCUACGGAGAGCUGCCCCAUCGGUUACUGUACCCAGAAUGGGGGCACCACUGGUGGUGCUGGUGGUGACACUGUUACUGUCACUGACCUUGCCGGCCUGACAGAAGCUGCUGAGAGUGAGGGUCCUUUGACUGUUAUUGUCUCUGGUUCGAUCUCCGGUAGUGCUAAGAUCCGUGUUGCUGCGGACAAGACCAUCUACGGUGAAGCUGGCAGCUCCAUCACCGGUGUUGGAUUCUACAUCCGUCAAGUUGAGAAUGUUAUCAUGCGCAACCUGAUGAUUGGCCAGGUUGACGCUGACAAUGGUGACGCCAUUGGUAUCGACGAGUCGUUCAACGUCUGGGUUGACCACUGUGAUCUUUCUGGUGACCUCUCUGGCGGCAAAGAUGACCUGGACGGCCUCCUCGAUAUCACCCACGGCGCUGACUGGAUUACCGUCUCGAACACCUACUUCCAUGACCACUGGAAAGGAACCCUCAUCGGCCACUCCGACUCAAACGAAGACGAAGACCUCGGCGCCCUGCACAUCACCUACGCAAACAACCACUUCUACAACAUCAACAGCCGCGCGCCCCUGAUCCGCUUCGCCACCGUGCACAUCAUCAACAACUUCUGGGACAGCCUGAUCGACACCGGCGUAAACUGCCGCAUGGACGCCCAGGUGCUGAUUCAGUCCUCUGCCUUCGCCAACUGCCCCGACGAGGCUAUCUUCUUUGCCGACUCUGAUUACACUGGAUACGCUGUCGUUGAUGAUGUAGACCUUGGUGGCUCGAGCAACUCGGUUCCUGAGGGUACUCUUACCCCUGACAGCCUGCCGUAUGACCCCAUUGAGGCGCUUGGAUCUGCUCAGAUUGCGAGCGUUAUUCCGGGAACUGCCGGCCAGAAGCUGGGAACCUCGAGCAACAAGAAGUGCUAG
Messenger RNA from Aspergillus calidoustus, 1005 nucleotides. NCBI's taxonomy places the organism in Eukaryota, Fungi, Ascomycota, Eurotiomycetes, Eurotiales, Aspergillaceae. The record is from the annotation of a GenBank genome assembly.